This is a messenger RNA of Coccinella septempunctata (seven-spotted ladybird), 1740 nucleotides long. RefSeq lists its product as uncharacterized. Bases 1 to 1740 code for a protein of 579 amino acids. The record is from RefSeq and is a predicted model, not a curated record. NCBI's taxonomy places the organism in Eukaryota, Metazoa, Arthropoda, Insecta, Coleoptera, Coccinellidae. The transcript has a single exon.
AUGCAUGGCAUAGCACCGCAGGUGAUAAAUCUACUCAAACACCUCAUGAACACCUGGAGAACCACUCUGUUUCUAAGAACAAUGGAAGGCAUAGUGAAGUCAAGUAUUAUCGAUAUAAGACGCGGAAUCUUCCAGGGUGAUGCUCUAAGCUGCAUGUGGUUCUGUUUAUCCUUGAAUCCCCUAAGCAAACUCCUCAAUAACACCAACUACGGAUAUAUCAUCAACAAGGAAAGAGGAGUCAGGAUCAGUCAUCGCCUCUACAUAGAUGACUUAAAGAUAUAUGCUUCGAGCACAGAGCAGCUGCGACGACAACUUGAAAUUGUCGCAGCUUUCAGCGAUUCAAUCAAGAUGGAAAUGGGAACCGAUAAGUGUGCUACGCUCGAAGUAAAAAGGGGAAAGAUUCAGGAACCUCGAACCACUACCCUGAUGGACUUCAAUAGGAUUUCCGCACUGAAUGAGGAUGAGUCGUACAAAUACCUGGGAAUAAAUCAGGCCCUCGACAUAAGAACAUCAGAAAUGAAAGUCAUUUUCAGGGAGAGGCUGUAUAGGAGAGUGAACUUGCUGCUGAAAUCUGGCCUGAACUCCAAAUCGCUGUUCACCGCAAUCAAUAUUUGGGCUAUACCGGGCAUUACUUAUUCGUUCGGUGUUCUCGCCUGGUCACAGACGGACCUUAGGGAGAUUGAUAGAAAGAUUAGAACUAUGCUAACGAAGAACGGCAUGCACCACCCCCACUCAUCCACCAUUAGACUUUAUCUUCCGAGGAAAAACGGGGGAAGAGGACUCAUAAACAUAGAGACAGCCCAUGCGGAAAAUGUUAAUGCCCUAAGAACAUAUUUCAUGCAGCUGGACUCACCUGUUAGUGUGGCAAUCCGGGAGGCUGACGUAAACAUCUCCAUACUGAAGUUGUCGGUUCCGGAUUAUAAGCUGGCGGCUCCAUCCGUUAGUGAGUGCGUGGAGGAGUGGGGUGGAAAGGCUCUGCAUGGGAGGUAUCCUGGUCACCUGAAAAGCAGAGAGGUCAAUGAAGUGGAGUCGCUUACUUACCUUCGGGCAGGAUACCUGUUUCCUGAGACAGAGGGGAGACUUCUGGCGAUACAGGAUCAGGUGAUGCCAACGAGGAUGUACUUGAAACAUAUCGCCGGGCAGGACAUCCCCUCCACCCUCUGUCGCAAGUGUUCCCAGGCUCCUGAGUCGAUUCAGCACAUGACUUCGGCCUGCUCCAUCAUGGCCCCGAGAGACUAUCUUGAAAGGCACAAUGCCAUGGGAAAGAUCUAUCAUCAGAAACUGGCACUCAAGUUAGGAUUGAUUCAAAACGAAAUCCACCAAUAUCUGUAUGCGCCGAAGCCUCUUUUACUGAACCACCGAUACAAAUUGUAUUGGGACUCAACAUUAAUAACGGACCGAGGUGUAGCCCAUAAUCGACCGGAUGUAGCGCUGUUCGAUGAAGAAAAGAAAACCUGCUUGUUGCUGGACUUUACAAUUCCAGCCGAUGAGAACUUAGCUAGGGCAUACAGUGAUAAGAUCUCGAAAUAUGGUGACCUCGCCUAUCAACUCCGCGAGAUGUACGAUUUGAGAUCCAUUAGUAUCCUCCCAUUGAUAAUGUCGGUUAAUGGACUGGUUGAGAGGCAUUUAGUGGAGAAUACGGAAAGAUUGGGUUUGGGACGCGAAGUCAUCUCUAGCGCCCAAAAACAGGUCAUUCUGGGAACGGUGAGAAUUGUGCGGAAAUUCCUGGAGGCCCCGUAG